CGUCGAUUGUCACUCACCCGUGGACCGAUGAUGGCGAGGAGUACUACACAACACCAGUGUUAGAGCAAUGCUUUAAGCUGAGCGAGACGGAACAACAAGAGAUCAUCAGCCUCCACAACUUCGCAAAGCCCGACACAAAAGAGGAGUGGCUACCUUGGAUCAGAUCGAUAUGGUGGAGGCUAGAAGAAGCGGAUAAUGACAUACCCCCUUCUCUCGCAGAGAACCUUUCAGAGGUCUUGAAGAUGCCGCUAUCUACCUGGCCCGAGAAACUGCGACUCCAAAACGAACUUGCGCAAGCAGCGCGCGCGUACAACUUCCUGUGCGCUUGGGAAACAUAUAACCGGAAAGUCUUCAACGUCCACAACCCGAAGAACAUCCAUUACGGCCUCUUUCUUACCACCGCCCGCCUGAAUCACUCUUGCACACCGAACGCCAGAGUCAGCUUCUGCGAAUCCCGUGGCAAGAUGACUGCGUACGCUUUGAGCGACAUCAAAGCAGGGGAGGAGCUCACAAUCUCCUAUCUGGAAGACGAGAAGACCGCCGACCUGGAGAACACGACGACGUUCAUGAAGCGGGCCGAGCGUCAAGCGCAACUGAAGCAGAAAUGGGGAUUCGAAUGCACGUGCUCUGUAUGCAGUGACCCGGAGCUCUCGAAAGCGUGGGACGAGCGUGUAACGGCGAUGAAACCAAUCCGGGCUUUCCUCACCAAGAUCGACGCUCCCUGGGCCCCGUUCUGGAAGUUUGCCCGCCUCAAGGAGCUGGGUAGGGCGGUUGAGGAGGGCAUGAAGCUUCUGCGUAUGGUGGAGAAGCAGGGGCCGAAGAAUAUUGAGGUGGCGAGAAUCCGAGAAACGCUCGCCCGACUAAACAGCAUGAUGGGUCGUGAUCCAGCAGCCAUCCUAUGCGCUAGGAUCUCCUUGGAGGUAGCAGGCGCCGUGAUGGGGAAGGAUCAUCAACGGUACGAGCAGGCCCGGUGCCUGGUCUGGGAGGUUGAGAGCGAAGACUCACAAUGGGAGAGAGACAUGCAACGCCGCUUGGAGUAGCCCAGGGCAGGGGUGGAGGACAAAGACUACUUGGCUCUCCGUCUGGUUGGAUUGGUCGAGCACCAGAUCAUCUGGGCGUCCUUUUUGGAAUGGCCUUCAGUGUGCUAUGCGCUAGCUCUACCGGUUGGAUCUUGCAUGAGAACGUCCUCGAGCUGUUUCUAAACGUUUGGCUGCUUUAUGCUUGGGUUUCAGGAACCGACGAUGGGUCUGAUGUUCAAGCCCAGUUCGACCCGAUUGCCCAUAUGUAACAUUAGGCUCAAGACAAGACCUCUAUCUUGCACU
Mytilinidion resinicola is the source of this 1322-nucleotide messenger RNA. Its product is annotated as SET domain-containing protein. Bases 243 to 1040 code for a protein of 265 amino acids. The transcript has 2 exons. Gene Ontology annotation, molecular function: protein binding. NCBI's taxonomy places the organism in Eukaryota, Fungi, Ascomycota, Dothideomycetes, Mytilinidiales, Mytilinidiaceae. The record is from RefSeq and is a predicted model, not a curated record.